ACAAAAUAUUUUUGGAGUUGUGUGUAAGAGGAAGGGACCUAGAGUAGUUCUGGGAGAAAUAACGGCACUGACUGAGACGACAGGAGGCAAGUAUUUCGGCUUACUGUAAUAACUCUCUAAACAAAGCGCGCUGUGCAACACUGGAAGGGCCUGCUUGCCCAGUCACUGCCCUUCAGAUAGACCUGUCGCCAAGAUGAGACAGGAGGAAAUCUGGACCUGGAAGCUGUCUGGGGACCAGGCCAGGGAUCAGGGAAGUGGUCUUACAGACUCAUCGGUGACCUCCUUGCUCCUGCCAGAGCCCUUCGGUUCCACGUGCUCGCUACCACGCACCCGCCAACCCUCGCGAAGGCCUCACUUUCCACGCGGGUGGAAAGCGAAGAAAGCCGUGGCGCCGAGACUAAGCAAGUGGGCCAGUGGAGGCGGAGAAAACCCUGCUGGGCCGGAAGUACCCAGAACCGCUUCCGGGUCAGGGGGAAGGAGCCACCAUGGAACCUCGCCGGGGUGCAGGGCUGACGGAGAAGCAAGGCGUCUGAAGCAAGAGAAGCACAGCACUGCAAGAGCCACCAGGGACACGCAGGCCGGUCCUGCGGCCGCCGCCAUGUCGGUGCUGGGCGAGUACGAACGACACUGCGAUUCCAUCAUCUCGGACUUCGGGAGCGAGUCCGGGAGUGGCGGGGACUCGGGCGCGGGGCCCAGCGCCAGUCCGGGGCCGCGAGCCGGCGGCGGCGCGCCGGAGCAGGAGGAGCUGCACUACAUCCCCAUCCGCGUCCUGGGCCGCGGCGCCUUCGGGGAGGCCACGCUGUACCGCCGCACGGAGGAUGACUCAUUGGUUGUGUGGAAGGAAGUUGAUUUAAUCCGACUGUCUGAGAAGGAACGUCGUGACGCCUUGAAUGAGAUUGUUAUUCUGGCGCUGCUGCAGCAUGACAAUAUUAUUGCCUACUACAAUCACUUCAUGGACAAUACCACCCUGCUCAUUGAGCUGGAAUAUUGUAAUGGAGGGAACCUGUAUGACAAAAUCCUUCGUCAGAAGGACAAGUUGUUUGAGGAAGAGAUGGUGGUGUGGUACCUAUUUCAGAUUGUUUCAGCAGUGAGCUGUAUCCAUAAAGCUGGAAUCCUUCAUAGAGAUAUAAAGACAUUAAAUAUUUUUCUGACCAAGGCAAACCUGAUAAAACUUGGAGAUUAUGGACUAGCAAAGAAACUUAAUUCUGAGUAUUCCAUGGCUGAGACACUCGUGGGAACUCCAUAUUACAUGUCACCAGAGCUCUGCCAAGGAGUAAAAUAUAAUUUCAAGUCUGAUAUCUGGGCAGUAGGCUGUGUCAUUUUUGAACUGCUUACACUAAAGAGAACAUUUGAUGCUACAAAUCCACUCAACCUGUGUGUGAAGAUUGUACAAGGAAUCCGGGCCAUGGAAGUUGAUUCUAGCCAGUACUCUUUGGAGCUGAUCCAAAUGGUCCAUGCGUGCCUCGACCAGGAUCCUGAGCAGAGACCCACUGCAGAUGAAUUGCUAGAUCACCCCCUUCUCAGGAAACGCAGGAGAGAGAUGGAGGAAAAAGUCACACUGCUUAAUGCACCUACAAAGAGACCAAGGUCAAGCACAGUGACUGAAGCACCCAUUGCCGUGGUAACAUCGCGAACCAGUGAAGUCUAUGUUUGGGGUGGUGGGAAAUCCACUCCCCAGAAACUGGAUGUCAUCAAGAGUGGCUGUAGUGCCCGGCAGGUGUGUGCUGGGAAUACCCACUUUGCUGUGGUCACAGUGGAGAAGGAACUGUACACCUGGGUGAACAUGCAAGGGGGCACUAAACUCCAUGGUCAGCUGGGCCAUGGAGACAAAGCCUCCUACCGACAGCCAAAGCAUGUGGAGAAGCUGCAAGGCAAAGCUAUCCAUCAGGUGUCAUGUGGUGAUGAUUUCACUGUCUGUGUAACAGAUGAGGGUCAGCUUUAUGCCUUUGGAUCUGAUUAUUAUGGCUGCAUGGGGGUGGACAAGGUUGCUGGCCCUGAAGUACUAGAACCCAUGCAGCUGAACUUCUUCCUGACCAGUCCUGUGGAGCAGGUCUCCUGUGGAGAUAACCAUGUGGUGGUUUUGACACGAAACAAAGAAGUCUAUUCUUGGGGCUGUGGCGAAUAUGGAAGACUGGGUUUGGAUUCAGAAGAGGAUUAUUAUACACCACAAAAGGUGGAUGUUCCCAAGGCCUUGAUUAUUGUCGCAGUUCAGUGUGGUUGUGAUGGGACAUUUCUGCUGACCCAGUCAGGCAAAGUGCUGGCCUGCGGACUCAAUGAGUUCAACAAACUGGGUCUGAAUCAGUGCAUGUCUGGCAUCAUCAACCAUGAAGCAUACCACGAAGUUACCUACGCAACCUCCUUUACCUUGGCCAAACAGUUGUCCUUUUAUAAGAUCCGUACAAUUGCCCCAGGCAAGACUCACACAGCUGCUAUUGAUGAGCGAGGCCGGCUGCUGACCUUUGGCUGCAAUAAGUGUGGACAGCUAGGCAUUGGGAAUUAUAAAAAGCGUCAAGGAAUCAACCUGUUGGGGGGACCCCUCGGGGGAAAGCAAGUGAUCAGGGUCUCCUGCGGUGAUGAGUUUACCAUUGCUGCCACUGAUGAUAAUCACAUAUUUGCCUGGGGCAAUGGUGGUAAUGGUCGCCUGGCAAUGACGCCCACAGAGAGACCUCAUGGCUCUGAUAUCUGUACCUCAUGGCCUCGGCCUAUUUUUGGAUCUCUGCAUUACGUUCCAGACCUAUCUUGCCGUGGCUGGCACACCAUUCUCAUUGUUGAGAAAGUAUUGAAUUCUAAGACCAUCCGUUCCAACAGCAGUGGCUUAUCCAUUGGAACUGUGGUCCAGAGCUCCAGCCCGGGUGGCGGUGGUGGCGGGGCAGAGGAGGAGGACAGUCGUCAGGGAUCUGAAACUCCCGACCCAAGUGGAGGCUUCAGAGGAACGAUGGAGGCCGACCGCGGAAUGGAAGGUUUGGUCAGCCCCACGGAGGCACUGGGCGUCAGCAGUGGGGCCAGCAGCUCCUGUCCUGGCUGGCUUCGAAAGGAGCUGGAAAAUGCAGAAUUCAUCCCCAUGCCUGAUAGCCCAUCUCCCUUAAGUGCAGUUUUUUCAGAAUCUGAGAAAGAUACCCUGCCCUACGAAGAGCUACAAGGACUCAAAGUGGCCUCCGAAGCGCCUUCAGAACACAAGCCCCCAGUAAGAGCCUGGCCACCUCGGCUGAAUCCUGCAGGAACAUGUGCUGGGAAGGGAACCCCACUGACUCCUACCUGUGCAUGCAGCACUCUGCAGGUGGAGGUUGAGAGAUUGCAGGGUCUGGUGUUAAAGUGUCUGGCUGAACAACAGAAGCUACAGCAAGAAAACCUUCAGAUUUUUACCCAACUACAGAAGCUGAACAAGAAAUUAGAAGGAGAGCAGCAGGUGGGGAUGCAUUCCAAAGGAACUCAAACAGCAAAGGAAGAGAUGGAAUUGGAUCCAAAGCCUGACUUAGAUUCAGAGUCCUGGUGCCUCCUAGGAACAGAUUCCUGUCGACCCAGCCUCUAGUCUCCUGAGCCUGUAUAGCCCCCAGGAAACUGGGAUCCAAAGAACUUCACAGCACACUUACUGAAUGCAGAGAGCGCUUUCCUGGCUUUGUUCACUUGCAGACAAGGAGCGCGAGGUGGAGGCUCUGAAGCACUUUCCGUGUACACUUGGAGAGUGGCACUGCCUGUUAGGAUCUAGGAGUGGUUUUGUUUUGGAGAAUGGAAGGGCCCCACGGCCCUGGCUUUGUCCUCAGUGACUGCCAUAGCAGCAGCAGCAGCUCUGUACCUCAUCUGGUGGCCCCACCUUUGAAGAGGAGACACAAUGCUCACCUUAAUUGUGCUGGUAGCAGCUUAUAUCCCAUUUAUCAUUUUCACCAUUAAUUGGAAGCUGCCUUGGGAGUUCAAAACCAGCCAUUGCACCUCUGGGUGGAGGAGGGAAAAGUGUAAAGCUGGAGUGGGCUGCACCCAGAUGUGGCCUGUCCAGGGUCACCUGGAGAGUGGUGAAGUGUACUGAGCCCUCUCCGGAGCCCUGAGUCCAGGAAAAUACAUCUGGUGGAGUCAGUCGAGGGCUUAUUUUCAGAAAGUUGUUACUUCGUGCAGCUAAAUGCAUUAGGAAGAAAGGUGGGCUUAGAUUGCUUUUCCUCUGAGGAUUAAUUUGUUCAGUGAGGAGUAGAGAAGGAAGGGCAGGUCCUUCCUCAUCACACAGCUGGAGUUUCAGGCUGUGGCGAGGCAGGGUGGGCUCUCCUAGCUUUGGAAGAUCCCGACUGCCAAGAGAUGAGGUGUCUCGUAGAGGUUCGUCUCAGUGGGGCAGUGGGAAUGGCCUGAAGAGAAAACCGUGAGGGAGAAGAAGUCCUCCUGUAGCUGCCUGUCCGUGGUGUCGGUGAGGGGCCUAGAGUGACCGAGUCUUCUGCCCGUGAGAAGGCUUCUUGUGCCUCUGCCGUCAUGGCGCUUAGGGUUCUAAUCCUGGCAUCAGCAGCCCCACCACUCCCUUUGUGUAUGUCUAGGUAGUAUUUUUUCCCUUUUUGGUGUUUUAUGGAGCCGUAUCAGUGAAUCUGGAUCAUCUUUCCUACUUGAGUGGCCCUAAGCCAGCGCCAAAACCUGGGAGUCCCCAAAGCCUAACAGAACAGGUAGAACCUGCCAAGUGAAAAGAAUUUGGCCGAGAGCUCCUUCUGAUCCUGUAGUCAUCGUGUCCUGGUAGACAGGGGUGAGCUCGCUUUCCCAAAGAAAGUGGCCUAGAAGCGUCUGAUGAUUUUGCCAGAGGAUGCGAGCUUUGUGUUUCCACCUAGACUCACGAGAGGUUCCUGUAGUAUUCUGGGUCACAGGAGCUGCCUUGAUGAGCCUCACAUCCCACCUCCCUAGAAACAGCUACAUUAAUUUUUGUUUGAUUUUCCCUAAAUCAAAACAACAAAAAAAAAACAACAAAAAAAGAAUGAUGUCUGUUGAAUAUUCUGGAAGGACCUGUGCAAUGGAAAUUUUGCUGUUUCCCUGAAACUGGUGAUGUAAAGGCUGGUGCUCUGGGAAAACCCCGUGUCUGGGACAGGCAGCUCUGUUCUAUGGGAUCUUCUUCGGUUUGAUGUUCCCAUUGUUUUCUCAGUUCUGGGAAGGACAAUAGUGCUAAUGUCAUCACUGAAGCCUUUUUCUUAAAAUACGGGAAGGGGCCAACCCUGGACUAAGCUCCAAGUUCUAGGGACUUGGGAGUUUGCUAUAAACCCCAGCAAUGGGUUUUGGUUCAUGGUGUAAAUGCAACUUUGAUUUUUUUUUUUUUUUUAAGGACUGACUGGCCUUUCAUGCUCCUGUGUCCUCAUGCUCACCAUCUCAGCAGGCCUGAGAGGCAGGGUCAGUUUGGGUGUUAAUCAUGAGUGUUGCUUCUGCCACGGAACUGAGGAACAUGGGCCGUUAGGGAGACUGGGGGAUGGAAGUAAGCAUUGAGGGGGGUGAGAGCCCUGCUCUAGUCGGAGGGGAGUUGUCCUCUAGCAGAGGCUUGCUGUGCUCGUUUUCUCUAGCGUGUUCCCUCGGGAAGCCUAGCUUUGCUAUUAAUCUAGCUAAGAAUCUGAGUUCUGUGCCUUAGACAUAACGUGCACUUUCCUAAAUUGUGCCUGGGACAGCCGGAUGCGUUGUUCCCCACCAAACAGCUAUGCAAACAGAAACCAGUUCAAAGAUGGCAGCCGUGCAUUAGAUAAAAAGUGAAAGGUGAGGCAGCAGAAAUGCCUUUGAAUGAUUUUCUGUAGCUAAUUCUCUAAAUUUUGUCUUUUUUUCCCUUCUAUGUAGUGCUAGGUAUAUUUCCAGUAAUAUUGCUUUUGAGUUAUAGUAUAACCUGAGUUACUCCUCUGCUCUGACAUUGUUGCUGAAGAACUAGCUUAUUGUUAGUCAGAUGUUUGAAAGGUUGAGGGUGGAGUGGUUUGGCAUUUCUGUUUUAAAUAAACAUUUAAAUUCUCAA
Messenger RNA from Rhinolophus ferrumequinum (greater horseshoe bat), 5944 nucleotides. RefSeq names its product NIMA related kinase 9 (gene NEK9). Gene Ontology annotation, biological process: protein phosphorylation. The record is from RefSeq and is a predicted model, not a curated record. Gene Ontology annotation, cellular component: centrosome. The transcript is spliced from 22 exons. Gene Ontology annotation, molecular function: ATP binding; protein kinase binding; protein kinase activity. NCBI's taxonomy places the organism in Eukaryota, Metazoa, Chordata, Mammalia, Chiroptera, Rhinolophidae. The coding region runs from base 194 to 3529 and encodes 1111 amino acids.